GUCAGAGUCCGUUCCUGCGCCUGUGAGAAUCCGUUCCUGGUCCUGUCCUGGCUUCUAAAAAGGCCUGUGCUCCUUGGCUUGCGGCCCCUUCCUCGCCAGGAGCGCGGCAUCUUCCCAACUCUGACCCCCACCUCCCUUUUAUGAGGACUCAGUGAUGACAUCCGGCCCACCUGGAGGACACAGGACCAUAUCCCACGUCAGAAUCCUUAAUCACAUCUGCAAAGUCCCUCUUGCAGAGAUUCCCAGGUCCCAGGGAUUAGGAUGUGGACAUCUUUGGGGGCCGUCGUUCAGAGUGCCACACCCAGGAAGGGGGCAGCUGCCUCUUUUUUGGGCCACUCACUCCUUGUCAAUGCUAGGGAGAGAUAGGGCCACCUUGAGGCAGCUGCUGGGGGUUUGAGGAACCUCCUGCUUCUCCAGUCCUCGAUCCUCUCCCUGUGGUCCCUUGUUUUGGGGUAACCAUGACCGGCAGGGAUGCAGCUGCUGGUGACGUUUGUCCACAGCCUGCAACCGGACUUGAAGACAGGCAUGUCUCAGGCUGAAGACAGAGCCUCAGGGCUCUCUGGGUUGGGGCAGGGGCUGCUUUGCAGGUGUGGGGUCUCCCCUCCCCAAAAUGCAGGGUGGGAGAGGUGCCAGCCCUGGGCUCCAACUGUAGGGAGCCGAUUCUCUGGGGCAGACAGACACACAAAGGGGUUACUGCGAUGAAGGCCAGUAGAUAGAGCUGUCAGGUCCCCACAGAGGAUGAUCGUAAGACAGGGAGUGGACGACUGAGUGGCUCUCACCAGGCGAAGUGAGAAGGAACCCGUGCAGCAGGAAAGGGCAGGAGCACAGAGGUGGCCUCGGGUCACAGACAAGGGGCAAGAGAGAAACGGGCAGAGGCAGCAGGAAAGGGCAGGAGCACAGAGGUGGCCUCGGGUCACAGACAAGGGACAAGAGAGAAACGGGCAGAGGCAGCAGGAAAGGGCAGGAGCACAGAGGUGGCCUCGGGUCACAGACAAGGGCCGAGAGAGAAAUGGGCAGAGGCAGCAGGAAAGGGCAGGAGCACAGAGGUGGCCUCGGGUCACAGACAAGGGCCGAGAGAGAAACGGGCAGAGGCCCGUGGGAUGCCUUGAGCCUGUGUCUCAAUGGGUUCCUCACUCAGCCUGGGGCUGAGGGGCAGGGAUGGGGCAGUCCCCUGGGCAUGGGAGGCAGUGGAGGAACAAGGAUGAGGACCCGGGCCCUGGAGUCGCACUGCCAGCGUUCCAAUCCCAGUCUGCCUCUUCCAGCUGUGUGGCCUUGGGAAAGUGACUUAGCCACUCUGGAAAAUGGGGGUGCUUCCAGCUGUGUGGCCUUGGGCAAGUGACAUUUCCACAUCUGGAAAAUGGGGGUGCUGCUAGCAGCUGCAUGCUGGGGUUUUCAGAAGGAUCAGAUGAGUAGGCUAUGUGGCAAGUGCCCAGAAUAGUGCCCAGCGCAGUGAGAGCGUUAAAAACUCUCCAUCCUUAUUGUCCAAGCGGGCAUGGAGGUGGUGGGGAGGGACAGGUGGAGGAAACAUCAAGCCGGGCCCGGAGCAGGACUUGGCUCUGAGUUCAGGGUUCCUGCCUUGCCCUCCCUCUACUGCCUCUGCCCGAGGCCAGUGCCCCUGUGGUCACCGUGGUUACAGGAUUGGCCCUUUUCAGCCGAGGCGUGAGCACCAGCCUGGAGGAACAGGUUCCCCACCACCUGCUGUCCCCGGUGGGAGCCAGCUGUCCGCUCUUCAGCCAGGAACCAAGCACCGAGCAUCACCAUGAGCCAGACGCUGGGGUGUAAGGAUUGGAGAUCCUGCCUCCCACCUGCGCGGCCUCAUGAUGUGGGUAGGGCCAAAGAGUGAGGAGAGGGCGGAAAACCUAGAAAUAGAUGCACAAGCAAAGCCUGCUCAGUGCCAUGUCCCCGUGACUACCCCACGGUCCCAGUCCCCAGUGGCCAUGAACCCUGGCUGCCCACGGCUGGCAGCUGUCCCCUUCACCAGAGAGCUGUCCUUGGGGGAAAGGGCGCUUCUUCCUCCAGAAGGUGACUCCUACCCCCAGGAAUGGGGCAGCCAGUGGCGAGCUGCCAGCUCUCUCGGGUGGGACGGGGCAGUCACACUUCUGUGCCCCCGGUGUGAUGGGGCCAGGCUGGUCAUAGCUGUGUUUCCGCCUUGCCUGGCUGUCCCCUGCUCGGCCCUUCUCUCCCCUUCCCCUAGGAAGACUCCCGCGAUAAACUGGUUUCACAAGACUUCCCAUCCGCAGUCCCUGAUCAAGAUGGGAGGAGGCCAGGCCUGGGACCCCCUGGGGCCUCAGCCAGCCCUGGUGCCUUCCUGGACGGAUGGGAGGCGCAGGCCUCGGGGGUCGCUCCUGUCUGGAGUUUUAGAAUGCUGCCUUUUUAUGUGAUCUUCCGAGAGCUGCUGUAAAAAUGUACUGCAGACUGGGUGGUUUGGAACGAUAGAACUCUAUUCUCCAACAGUUCUGGAGGUCGGAAGUUCCAAUCCAGGUGCCGGCAGGGCCACACUGCCGCAGAGGGCCCCGGGGGAGGGUUCUUUCUGCCUCUCCGGGCUGCUGGUGGCUACAGGUGCUCCGAGUUCGCGGUUGCGCCCCUGCCAUUUCCGCCUCCACAUCAUCCCUGUGCGUCUGUCUGCUCUUUUCUUGUGUGUGGGCCGGGGAGUGGGGACAGAGUCUCACUGUGUUGCCCAGGCUGGAGUGCAGUGGUGUGAUCUCAGCUCAUUGCGACCUCCGCCUCCAGGGUUCAAGUGAUUCUCCUGCCUCAGCCUCCCUGAUAGCUGGAUUUAUAGGCGUGCACCACCAUUCCUGGCUAAUUUUUGUAUUUUUAGUAGAAAUGGGUUUCACAGUGUUGGCCAGGCUGGUCUCGAACUCCUGACCUCAGGUGAUCCACCUACCUCAGCUUCCCACAGUGCUGGGAUUACAGGUGUGAGCCUCGGUGCCGCCUGUGUCUGUUCUUCUUGUAGGGCCUGCCCUCCUCCAGGAUGAGCUUAUCACAGGAGCCUCAAUUCCAAAUAAGACCCCAUCCGCAGGGUCUGCGUGGACAUGGGCUUGCGGGGACCGUAUUUGACCCACACUGCACUUGUCCUUGGAAAGCCACCUCUGGCUGCAUUUUUGGUGUUCGUGCUUUGACUCUCGCUGCUUGUCUCAAGGACCUCUGUGGGUCCAUCUCAUCCUAGCACUGCUAGGCCAUGCUGCGCCUUCCGGGGAGAGGGUCUGCAGGUUUCAGGCCAGACCGUGACCUCCCUUGCCCUGCCUGUCGGAGAACCAACCUCCUCGUAACUAGGAAGUAAUGAGGUCAGCGGAGACAAAGACAUUAAGAGACAAGAAACUCUCUUUCCCACCUUGCCAAGAUUCUUCUAGCUGCAAGUGACAGAAAGGCAGCUCAAAUGGUCUGAAGCCUCAAAAUGGAUUUGCUGGUGCUCACAAGUUAGGGACAGCUUCAGGCCCCCUCCCAGCCCUCACGUCCCCCCGCGUCCGAGAUGAGGCCCCGGAUGCUGCCGGUGGUCUUUGGGGAGACCAUCAAAGUGAAUCCGGAACCCACGCACGAGAUCCGCUGCAACUCUGAGGUCAAGUACGCCUCAGAGAAGCACUUCCAGGACAAGGUCUUCUAUGUGCCUGUGCCCACCGUCACGGCCUACAGCGAGACCAUUGUGGCGGCGCCCAACUGCACGUGGCGCAAGUACCGCAGCCAGCUGACCCUGGAGCCGCGCCCGCGUGCCCUGCGCUUCCACAGCACCACCAUCAUCUUCCCCAAGCAUGCCAGGAGCACCUUCCGGACCACCCUGCACUGCAGCCUGGGCCGGCCCAGCCGCUGGUUCACCGCCAGCGUGCAGCUGCAGCUGUGCCAGGACCCUGCCCCCAGCCUCCUGGGCCCUGCCACACUCUGAUGGGGCUGGGGCCGGCCUGGGGUGCUGGAGGGGCCGGGAGGAUAGACACGAUGAGCUCGGCCUGGCACUCGGGCAGGGGGCAGGCGGCGACACCGCCAGGCCAAGGACCCGUGUGGAAGGAGACAGCUCCCGUUGCCUGCCCAGACCCACAGGCUGGGUGGGGUGUCUCCUUGUUUUGAUGUCAAGGACUCAAUAAAAGUACCUAUUUUCUUAGCACCUAAGCUGGAAAGGCAGUAGAGGCAUGUGCUGUUAGGUGGUGGCCACUUCCAGGGUCAGGAGAGAAGAAUGGGUCCAUGGCGUGCCCUUAAAGCCGAGAACCACCCUGAGCAGUGCAAGGACAGAGGCAUCCCAGCCUUAACUGGUGGGGGCGGCUGCAGCUCCCCAAGAGCCCUGCCACCCUGUGUGUCCAGGCUGGUGGCCGAGGCCAUGUGUAAGGGAAGGGGGUGCCUCUCUUCCCUGCUGAUGGCCUGGGGUGUUUCCCAAACAGGCCUUUCAGGCGCGUGCAGGUUGCACCGAGAGGUCCGGAGCUAUGGCUAAGCCACCUCUGGCAGACUGAGCCAGGAGGUUGGGCAGAGGCUGGGUGCUAACGCCAGGGCUGAGGUUGGUUAUACUGGAGGCAGGGAAGGCUUAGAAAUACUUUGAGCUGUGGCUUUGCCACUGUCUCCUGCUCUCCAGUGUUGAAGAUUUGGGGCACUGCCCGUCUAAAUGGAAAGGUUGGUGCCCAGCCAUUGGAGCCUCACCUGCAGGGCACCCCCAGCUAACACCCAUCCCUGCACCGCCUCUAGGACUAGAACCCUUGAUGUCAAAAUUAAAGUGCCCAGCGGAGGCAGUGAAGCUCUUGGAAAUGCUGCCGCCUGUGAGGGGCCGGGUCUGAACUCGAGGGAGUCGGAGCUCAGCUGCCGGUUUAAAGAGACACCAGGGGACUGGGUUGCGGCCCCCAGCCUGCGUUCCUGUGCAUGAUGGAUUCUGCAGUGACAGCAUGUUACUCGUUCCUGCUGCAUACUCGCCCCUGCCCGUGGGAUGUUGUGGGAAGAACGAAGCCUGGGAGCCAGAUGAAGACUUGGCUCAGGGCUCCCUGGAACAAGCUAGGAGGCACAGGGUGCGGGGGAGCUGGGGGAGCCCCCCAGGCUGCUGAACAAACACCUCGAAGCCUGCUCUGCGGCAGGGUGCCGAGAAGAUGCCCCCGUGAGCCUUCCUCCCCCUCAGACCUGAAUGCACCCCACAGUUGGGGGCUGUCCCUGCCACUCCCCGGUAUCCCCCAAAAGGGGGAGGGAAGGUUCGCUGGGGCUUGAGACCUCUCUGUGGGGGGUGAGGAGGGUGAUUCCGUUCACGUCCAGAGAGGCAGAAUGACUGAUAUAUUUUUAUAUGUCUAUACAGAGAGUACGUUUUCUCUCCACAGAUGCUUUCUGGUUAACAAAGGAAUAACUUAAUUGAUUAUCUCAAUAAACUGUGCAAACCCAA
Callithrix jacchus (white-tufted-ear marmoset) is the source of this 5338-nucleotide messenger RNA. The record is from RefSeq and is a predicted model, not a curated record. Lineage: Eukaryota; Metazoa; Chordata; Mammalia; Primates; Cebidae.